CGUAUUUCAUGUUUGCCGGCAAUUUCUACGAACAGCAAGAAGGGGCAGCCAUGGGCAGCCCUGUUUCCGCGGUGAUCGCUAACCUGUUCAUGGAAGCUUUUGAGGAACGUGCGCUGAGUAGUUGCCCGCCCGACUGCGCCCCUAGAGUUUGGAAACGAUACGUAGAUGACACGUUUAUCAUCACGCAUAGAUCCGCCGCCGAUGACCUUUUGAGCCACAUGAAUUCGCAGCAGCCCUCCAUCCGUUUUACCAUGGAGAUGGAGUGCAACGAGCGCAUUGCCUUUCUAGACACUUUGGUGCACCGUGACACCAGCGGCCGACUGUACACCACCGUAUACAGGAAGCCCACACACACCGAUCAGUACAUUGCCUAUGAUUCGCAUCACCCGAAGUCCGUUAAGCGCGGGGUAGUGAAAUGUCUUUACGACAGAGCUUCACGCAUCGUUACUAAGCCCCAUUGCACAGCUACAGAGAAGCAACACAUCACCUCGGCUCUUAUUUCUAACGGUUACCCGCGCUCUUUCGUUAACCGCGUCGCUAAGAAGAAGAGCGCCCCGUCCGAACAGCUUGCGCAAUUUAAAUCCGCUAUAGUAAUCCCGUUUGUUGAUGGUAUCGCGCAUCUUCUCCGCCGGCGCUUGGAGAGGCAUGGCAUCCGAGUUAUAUUUAAGUCCGAUAGCAUCCGCAGCCAGCUGGUCCGUCCGAAAGACCGCCCGAUCCCCGACAGACGCGAUGGGGUUGUUUAUAAGAUCCCUUGCUCGACCUGCGACAAAGUCUACAUCGGUGAGACUGGUAGACCUGUGGGGGAACGCAUGAAGGAACAUCGCCGUGAUGUUCGGCUUAGGCGCACCGAUAGCUCUGCUGUUGCAGAACAUGCUUGGGACUCCGAUCAUCUACCUAACUGGGAUGAGGUCAGCUGCAUCGCUAAUGAUAAGCAUUGGUAUACGCGGCGCAUUAAGGAAGCGAUCCAGAUCCGUUUGCAUCCGAGCAAUAUCAACAGGGACAGCGGCAUUGAGAUCCCUGAUGAAUGGUUACCUACCAUCCGACGGCAUACUGCAUCCACAGUUCACAGCGCGCGGCGCCCGCACCAGCGGGUGCCUGACACCAGCGCGGACGCUGAUUGGCCGGCUGCAUCGGCCAAUCACAGCGCGGACCCUGAUUGGCCAGCGGCUCCGGCCAAUCACAGCGCGGCUCACGCCCGAGUGGAGCCAGACAAUAGCUCCCGACGCUAUAUAACCCGUGCGCAGCAGCGUCUUUGCUCAUUGCCUGACGAAGUCUAGCAGCUUGCAGACGAAACGUCGCUUUCCUACUACGUUUGCUACAUCGUGAGACAACU
This is a messenger RNA of Lytechinus variegatus (green sea urchin), 1333 nucleotides long. RefSeq lists its product as uncharacterized. The record is from RefSeq and is a predicted model, not a curated record. The coding region runs from base 9 to 1277 and encodes 422 amino acids. The transcript is spliced from 2 exons. Lineage: Eukaryota; Metazoa; Echinodermata; Echinoidea; Temnopleuroida; Toxopneustidae.